GGACGGGCGGGCGAGGACGUAGACGGACGCGGCCGCGUCAUCUCUAAGCGCCGGCCGUGGGCUCCGCGCCGGGACCCCGGUGCUGAGACGGAGCGGCCGCCUCUUCUGGGUCCGCCCGCAGCGGGGCUCCUCCUUCUGCCGCUGCCCCGCCGCCCCCUCGUGCGCGCUCUCUUAUUUAUUUAUUUUUUUUUUAAAGAUUUUUAUUUAUUUAUUUGAGAGAGAGAAUGAGAGACAGCAUGAGAGGGAGGAGGGUCAGAGGGAGAAGCAGACCCCCCGCCGAGCAGGGAGCCCGAUGCGGGACUCGAUCCCGGGACUCCGGGAUCAUGACCUGAGCCGAAGGCAGUCGCUCAACCGACUGAGCCACCCAGGCGCCCCCUCUGUUUCAUGGUUUUAAGUUUAUUUAUUUAUUUAUUUUAUUUUUUAAUUUUUUUAUUUUUUUAUAAGUUUAUUUAUUUUUAUUUUAUUUUAUUUUUAAGAUUUUUAUUUAUUUAUUGAGAGAGAUAGUGAUAGAGAGAGAGCACGAGAUGGGGGAGAAUCAGAGGGAGAGGCAGACCCCCCGCCGAGCAGGGAGCCCGAUGCGGGACUCGAUCCCGGGGCUCCGGGACCUUGACCCGAGCCGAAGGCAGUCGCCCAACCGACUGAGCCACCCAGGCGCCCCCUCUGUUUCAUGGUUUUAAGUUUAUUUAUUUAUUUAUUUUAUUUUUUAAUUUUUUUAUUUUUUUAUAAGUUUAUUUAUUUUUAUUUUAUUUUAUUUUUAAGAUUUUUAUUUAUUUAUUGAGAGAGAUAGUGAUAGAGAGAGAGCACGAGAUGGGGGAGAAUCAGAGGGAGAGGCAGACCCCCCGCCGAGCAGGGAGCCCGAUGCGGGACCCGAUCCCGGGGCUCCGGGACCAUGACCCGAGCCGAAGGCAGUCGCCCAACCGACUGAGCCACCCAGGCGCCCCCGCGCUCUCUUAUUUAUUAAUUUGGCAGAGCGAGCGAGCACCCCCGAGCGGGGGGAGCGGGGAGCCGACGACGGCGUGGGGAGGGGGCGGCUCGGGUUUCGGGGGACAGAGCUUCGGUUCGGGAAGGUGGAGAGUUCCGGAGUCGGACGGCGGGGAUGGGUGUGCGACCGCACAGACGUCCUUAAGGCUGCGCAGCUGGGCACCCAGCACUGGGUCAGAUGGAAAAUGUUACGCGUUUUACCGCAAUAAAAGCAGAGUCAUUAAAGAAAAACCCAGCAGAGCAGCUCUGCGGCAGCGCGAUGUCCGGCGCACCCGGGGCCGGGCGGCGGGGUCUCGUCUCGCGGACACACGAGGCCGAAGUGAUAGUUCAGUAAGCGCCGCUGAGAACCGGACGAGAGCUCGAGGGCGACAGCGGUGCGGGACGGGCCGCCACUGGGGGCGCUCCUGCUGGGUCUUCUCCAAGGACCACCACCCGGAGCUCCAGUCGUGCGAUGUCCCCGCGGAGCGGCGCGACCGCGUCUCCGUUGAACGUGUCGUCGGAGGUUUGAGGCCGACGAGGGGUCUGGGUGGGGUCGCGUGUCUCCGCUCUCGUCGGCCUCAGCGUUUGUGCAGUUUCUGCUGGGCCCCGCCGUGUCGCCCCUCCCUCUGUGUCCCCGCGGAGCCCCGCCGCUCCCUUACCACCUGUGCAGCACCCGCCUCGAGGAGCGGAAGGGAGACAGACCUCGGCCUGAGCACCGGUUUCAGGAGGUGGGGCAGGCUCCCCAGCCGGCUGUCUAGAGCACGACUCCGUCGCGUGUCUGGGGGGACGCCCAAAGCGCUACCCCCCAACUGUUUCAAAGCCCAGACAUCGGCCAGAGCGGUGGGCAGGAGAAAAAAGGCAUCCAGACUGGACAGAAGCAGCAAAACUCUCUGUUCAGAGAGGUCACCACCUUACUGCAGAAAACCGUAGAGAUGCCACUGAGCAAACCACAGUCCGUUGGAGCUAAUAAAGUCUGGACCGGAGCCUGAUGGGGUGGACCAUCAUAUCCCACAAUCUCAGAGGCAGCGAUUGGUGGGGCUCUGCAGAGUGGGGCCAUCACAGCCAGAACUGAGGCCCGCAACGCAGCCCACUUUGGGGGCAACCUGUCCUGCGCAGGUGCGCUGGGCUGGGCGGGAGGGAGCUGGGCUGGGCCCCAGGCCCCCUGGGGUGGGCCUCCUGCAGGGGGCAGGGGAGGCAGGGACCCAGGCCUCAUGGGGCACAGCCACUGCGGACCAGGGCGGGGAGUUCCCCCAGAAGCCCCAGGAAGCGAGCACUGGAGCGAUCCCCAUGCGCAUCCCUGGCCUCGAAUGAUCCAGUCACAAUUUGAAAACUAAAACUGCUUGAAAGCAUGGCUCAAUUCGGAGGCUCUAUCCUGGGGCGGAAUCAGGAAACGAUGGAACGACCCCAGGUGUGACUGAGUCUGGUCUGGAACACUCCAGCAAUCCCAGGGGAAGGGGGAUUGCUUCCUCUGAAAUAAGGCUAAUGUGAGGACAAGGUGCAGCAAUGUGGGAGGGAGGCGAACAGGACACCACCCCUCCCCAGCUUUUAUGAUUUUAUUUUAAUUCCAGGAUCGUUAACAUACCCUGUCAUACUAGCUUCAGGAGUACAAUGUCGUGAUACUUUUAAAAGAAUGAAGCAUGAUCUGAGCUCCAGAGCGCCAGCUUCCGGGAAGACCUGCUCCCCAAACCAGACAGAGGGGAGUGGUUUGGAUGCUGCCCACUUGCAGUCACAUUUGGUUGACGCAGGCAGCCGGGUCCGAGAACCCAGAGGGAGUCCCGCAGGACCAGCCCAGCGGGUCCCCGGCACCGUGCAGGAUAGAAGUCAAAACGUGAGCCAGCAGGAGGCGAGCAGAAUUUACUGACGGUAUGGAGAGAGGACAGGUACAGGCAGUGUCUGGGAGAUCCAGAAAGGAAAGGAGAGAGCGCCUCUUCUUUGCUCAGGGUCUGUGGUUUUUAUCGAGGAUUAUGGACUGGUGUACCUGUCCUCUCUGGAACUAGUUAGAACCAGGACAAGGGCCCAGGUGUCCUUCAUAAAACAAUGAUUGCUUGGGACCCUGGGGGCUCGGUGUGGAGUUGUCCAGAGCCGGUGGUCUGGAAUGUGCCUACGAUGGCUUCACCCAGUCCUUCCUUAGGUGUUGUCUGUUGUGCUGGAAGACUCUAAGGAAAUCAUGAGCUCCUUGUCCUUACAGGGAGGACAGACAACUAUCUGCACUAUGAGGCCUGUGUGAAGUGGGGGUUCAGGUCCUCGCAAGAGUAGAAGCAGGUAAAGGAGCAAAACCCAGAAUUUUAUGGUGUCCUCAUGGUGAAGCCCGCACCUCUUGGUGAAGCCCGGUUCAGGGUGUGUGUCCCCAGACAACCACAAUUUCUGCUUUGCCGACCGGAGCGUGAGGUUCCCGUGCUGUGGCUGACGGCCCUGUUCCUGCUCAGCUUGAAUUCAGGUUCCAACUGACUUUUUAGAUUUAAAACAAUCUCCCCCAUCUCUGAGGGAAAAAAAAAGACAAACCUCAAAAAGAAAGUGUUGUAGGGUCGGCCUUAUCAUCUAGGACAGGACUUGGGGUUUUCUUGGUUUUGACACUGUUUGACAAGUCUUAGUCAGAAGAGGGGUGACAGCACAUGGCGUUAGAAGUACUUAGAACCACAGAGAGGGUUUGAGCUGACGAAAAAUGGAUGUGUCAAAAGUGAACACACACAUCCACACCAAAGCUUGUACACAGAUGUUCGUGGCACCUUUAUCCACAGUAGCCGAAGAGUGGGUACAGGCCCAACGCCCUUCACAGGGGGCAUGAACAAAUACAAGGUGGCACCACACACUCCCCACACAGGAAGAGGUGGGGCAGGGUGGACAACACCGAUCCGUCUUUGGCCUCCGUCCUGUUCAGCGAGUCCUGUUCAGCGAGGAUCGAGGAUCGUCGACUGCUCCACCCCCCCGGCAGGGAGUCGCCCUGAGCAAACUGAGUAAACCGUGGGGAUGGCCGGCUCCGAUUUCUGGUCUCAAAGUGCCUUCUCAGUCUGGGGGAUACCUUGCCUCCCGCCCCUGCCACAACAUAGGGGCACCUGAAACAUUACCUGAACGAAGCCAGACACAGAAGGACACCUGUUGCAUGAUUCUAUUUAUGGAAAUGUCCCAGUAGGCCAAUCCGGAGAGACAGAAAAUUGAUUGGUAUUUUCCAGGA
Mirounga angustirostris (Northern elephant seal) is the source of this 4132-nucleotide messenger RNA. RefSeq lists its product as uncharacterized. NCBI's taxonomy places the organism in Eukaryota, Metazoa, Chordata, Mammalia, Carnivora, Phocidae. The record is from RefSeq and is a predicted model, not a curated record. The coding region runs from base 808 to 1890 and encodes 360 amino acids. The transcript has 2 exons.